AUGGCAUCUCAAAACCACCAUGGUAUUGGAAAGGUAAUAGUAAUAGGCACAGGCCCAACAGGCCUCCUCCUCUCCCUCCUCUUAGCCCGCCACUCAAUCCCCGUCCUCACCCUCGAAAAAUCCACCUCCCUCUGUCCCCUCCCGCGCGCAACCCACUACGGUCCCCCCGCCAACCGCGUCCUCGCCCGCGCCGGUCUCCUCCCCCGCGUUCGACAGCACGGCAUCGAAGUAGGCGGCGCCCGCUGGCGCAAACCAGAUGGCACCGUCCUUGCCAAGAUUGAAAACAGCAGGCUCGGGACGGACAAUCCGGACCGGAUCUCGUGUCUGCCGCUGAAUCAGUUGUGUAAGCUUGCGCUAGAGGAUUUAGAGCGGGAGCCAGGAGCGGAGGUGCGGUGGGGGUGUGAGGUUGAGGGGAUUCGCGAAAAAGGAGAAAAGGCGGUUGUGAGGAUGAAGACUGCGGAGGGGGUGGAGGAGUUGGAGGCUGAUUAUGUUGUUGGAUGUGAUGGUGCGAAUAGUAUUAUCCGGAGAGAGUUGUUUGGGGAUGAGUUUCCUGGGUAUACGUGGGAUUUGCAAAUCAUUGCUACAAACGUCUACUACGACUUUGAAAAAUACGCCUGGGUAGACUCCAACUUCGUCAUCCACCCAACAGACUACUUCAUGGCCGCCAAAAUCCAAGACGAUGGCCUCUGGCGCGUCAGCUACGGUGAGGUCCCCAACCUCAGCCACGACGAGUACCGCCGCCGCCAGCCCGCAAAAUACGAGACCAUGCUGCCCGGGAACCCGAAGCCGGACGACUACCGAAUUGUCAACUUUAGUCCAUAUAAGGUGCACCAGCGUCUCGCGCCGCGUAUGCGCGUGGGUAGGUUCAUCUUGGCUGGGGACGCUGCGCACUUGUGUAACCCGUUCGGCGGCAUGGGCCUCACAGGCGGUCUCGUCGACGUCGGCGACCUCUUCGACUGCCUAGCAGGCAUUCACGACGGUCGAGCCGACGACGACAUCCUCGACAAGUACGACCACUACCGACGAGAAAAGUACAACCAGUUCACGAACCCGGUCUCCGAGGCAAAUCUCAAGAGAAUGGCGUCGGACCCGGACGAGGUCGAAGCCAAUGACCCGGGGAUCGUAGCCAUGCGCGAGGCGGAUAAGACCGACGAGGCUGCCGUCGCGUUCCAGCUGGGUGUGUUGGGGCUGGCUCAUGAUAUGACGCAGUAUUAUACGAAGUAG
Molecule: messenger RNA, 1224 nt
Organism: Colletotrichum godetiae
Lineage: Eukaryota; Fungi; Ascomycota; Sordariomycetes; Glomerellales; Glomerellaceae
Exons: 5
Coding region: 1-1224 (407 amino acids)
Biological process (GO): 3-(3-hydroxy)phenylpropionate catabolic process
Molecular function (GO): FAD binding; 3-(3-hydroxyphenyl)propionate hydroxylase activity
Source: RefSeq, a predicted model, not a curated record